Messenger RNA from Drepanopeziza brunnea f. sp. 'multigermtubi' MB_m1, 2058 nucleotides. RefSeq lists its product as uncharacterized. Gene Ontology annotation, cellular component: plasma membrane. Gene Ontology annotation, molecular function: G protein-coupled receptor activity. The record is from RefSeq and is a predicted model, not a curated record. Gene Ontology annotation, biological process: adenylate cyclase-activating G protein-coupled receptor signaling pathway. Lineage: Eukaryota; Fungi; Ascomycota; Leotiomycetes; Helotiales; Drepanopezizaceae.
AUGGCACCUCUGUCGUCUGGCGUAGAUGCAAUGCGUCUGGGGAACCUCGUACUGCCGGCCCGGGGCUUGGGUGGCGGCGUUGGAACCAUCUCGGCACACGCUUUCAAUGCCGCGCAGAAGAACACUCUGCAAAUUCUGGCUGUGACAUUCUCCACGAUCAGUGUUGCUUCUUCUGUAUUAACAUUCUACUGGUUUUUGAAAAUGCGAAGGAGCUUCAGGCAUGAUCUCAUCAUGUUGUUGAUCCAGAGUGACAUGUUCAAAGCUCUGUGGUUCAUGAUAUACCCUAUCGUGGUGUUUGUGAAUGGGCCUGUAGAAGACACCUCGGCAUUUUGUCAAGCCAAUGGCUUUCUGAUUGCCCUGGGCUUAGAAGCAUCUGAUUUUUCGGUCCUCAUGAUUGCCGUUCAUAGCGCCUUAUAUAUAUUUAGACCAAAGGCUUCGCGCGGCGAAGGAGGCCUCUACCCAUAUCGCAAGCUUGCUUACACACUCUGGGUCUUCUUUCCCCUCAUGAUGGCCUCACUUGCUUUCAUUAAUGGCAGGCAUGCAUACGUUUCGGUAGGAACAUAUUGUUACCUGCCGGUCAGACCAUUCUGGUAUCGACUGGCCCUGGACUGGAUACCCCGAUACAUUAUUUUUGUUAUCAUCCUCGCUAUAUACGCAUCGAUCUACUUCUAUGUGAAGUACAGAUUCAGCGGGUUUGGGAGACUGGCGAGAUACACCUCGCAUUCUAACGGCAACUCCUCGAAAUCAGUGCAAAAAGCCUACAGGCGGCACAGACAUCGACGGCAGAAUACGGUCCCAUCUACGCCGGUCCUCGCCACUUAUGACUGGCUGAAGGGCCAUUCUAGGCAGAGCAGUGGUUCCAGGGUGGAGACAGCGGCCAGGAAGCCUUCCGUCUCAACCGAGGAUUCAUAUAGGCUUCAACUCAAAGGCAAGAGGUCCAGUGCUCAUCGAUUCAUGUUUCAGAGCUUGUCUGGCCCGGGCAACUCCUCGCCGGCUCCUCCUUCUGAGGGUUCAGUGAUCGAGGACGAUUCCUUCGAAGGGCCCACAAUGCCCCAACCGCUGCCACCAACCUUACCGGAACCUAUAUCACCACGAAGUCAAUCGGUAUCGGAAAUUCCAUCCCGAGCCACAUCCUGGAGAGACAACUUCGUCCGCCGUUUCUCACCCCACAACACCAGUAGGGAGAGCACCACGAGAAACUCCGUAGUCGACAUCUUCACCGUUCUACGACGACACCCAGACCAGUCCACCGACUCACCACACCCCAUCAUCUCCCUCCGCCGUGACGACGCCGAACUCGACCGUACCCGCGAGAAAAUCCAGCGCCAACUGCGUUUCCUCUUCAUCUACCCCCUCGUCUACAUCGGAAUGUGGUUCCUCCCCUUCGCGUCCCAUGGCCUGCAAUACUCCGACCGCUUCGCCACCGAUCCGCCCUUUGCACUAACCUGCUGCGCCACAGUGUCGCUAUCCCUGCAAGCCGCUGUCGACGCCUGGCUCUUCUCUACGCGCGAGAAGCCGUGGAAACACAUCCCCGGCACCAACGGCGGGUUCUGGGUUUCGCUCAAAUUCUGGGCGGACUGGACGGGUUUCCGGAAACGGAGGGUGCGGCAAAGCGGGCCGGGCAAGACGCGCGGGGAGGCGCAUCGGGAGGCGGUGGCUGCGAGGCAGAGGCUGGUGGAUGAGCGGAACGAAGCGCAGGCAGGUGCGUCGCCUAGACCAAGGGGUCCCGAUGCGAGGAGAGCGGAGUGGUGGGACUCGAUCCCUGACGACGGAGUGAUGAACCCUGUGAGAAGAGAGGCGUCGGACCUGUUGGAGAAUGCUACGAUGUCUGAGGAGAGAUUCUCCCACGGGGGACAUAAGUUGCUGCUAGGGUCGGGAACGAAGAGGGCAAAGGAGAUGGAUGAGCUGGCGUUCGAUUACGCGAGCUGUUCGGAUCCGGGAUCUCCAGUCGUGGCCGAGCAUCCUACUGCGAAGUUCGAGUACGAGAAAGCGAUUGAAUUGGUAGAGGCAGGUGGUGUUCCGAAAGACGAGAGCAAAAAGCGUCGAGAGGGGAGAUGA